This is a messenger RNA of Conger conger (European conger), 2253 nucleotides long. It is a transcript of the gene slc52a3-1, whose product is annotated as solute carrier family 52 member 3. The coding region runs from base 407 to 1750 and encodes 447 amino acids. NCBI's taxonomy places the organism in Eukaryota, Metazoa, Chordata, Actinopteri, Anguilliformes, Congridae. The transcript has 4 exons. Gene Ontology annotation, cellular component: plasma membrane. Gene Ontology annotation, molecular function: riboflavin transmembrane transporter activity. Gene Ontology annotation, biological process: riboflavin transport. The record is from RefSeq and is a predicted model, not a curated record.
UCUUUUUCUUCUUUCCCUUUUUUUAACGCCGACAGGAGUAUUGCUGCCUUGUCAUUCCCUUUGGGAUUAUUACUGUCCAGUUGUCAGUCACUGCAGAGACUACGAUAGCUGGGCGGAACCGUACAGCUGCACACGCGGGGAGCUGUCCUCUCUUUGCCUGAGUUUUGUGGGACGGACAGGGAGAGCCGAUUUUCAGUCCCAGGGUCGCAUGUGCGAAGCGAAAAGCAAGUCCACGGUAAGGAUCUGGAUAAUGAACUUGAUGGCACCUGGCUUUUCGGUGAAACUGUAAGAGCAGAGAAGGGCUUGACAGCUGCUGGGCCUUCACAGAAACCUUGACAGAAAUCUCCGCCUUCUCAAGCAGCCCAGCCCUGCAGCUCGGCCCCGACCGCUGCUUCACGGACGCCCCAUGGCCCUGCUCGUGCACCUGCUGGCCUGCACCUUUGGCCUGGGCUCCUGGGUGGCCAUUAACGGCCUGUGGGUGGAGCUCCCCCUGAUCGUCAGCGUGCUGCCGGAGGGCUGGGAGCUGCCCUCCUACCUGACUGUUAUCAUCCAGCUGGCCAACCUGGGCCCCCUGCUGGUGACCCUCAUGCACAAGCUACGGCCGGGCCAGCUGAACGAGCGGGCGGUCAUCUACGCCAUCCUGAGCGUGGGCAUCCUGGCCUGCUUCCUCCUGGCCUUCUUCUGGAGGGAGACCACGGUCAUGGCCGGCAUGGCACACAGCACAGCCUUCCUGGUCAUCACCUUCUUCCUGUCCCUGGUGGACUGCACCUCCUCCGUCACCUUCCUGCCCUUCAUGAUGCAGCUGCCGCCUGAAUACAUCACCACCUACUUCAUUGGGGAGGGGCUCAGUGGCUUCAUCCCCGGGCUGGUGGCCCUCGGCCAGGGCGUGGGCAUCUCCAAGUGCGUCAAUGUCACGCAGUCCAUCGAAAACGGCACGGAGACCCUCCAGAGCCCCCACGCCAUAGAGACCCAGUACCUCCCAGCAAACUUCUCCACAGAGGUCUUCUUCUUUUUCCUGGCCGCCAUGAUGACCAUGAGCCUGGUGGCUUUUGCCCUCCUCAACCGGGUACCCCGAAUGUACCAGCUGUCCACCGAAAAUCUGGUGGGUGACUCGGUGGCGUCCGUCUCCUCCGGCCUGGACAACCCGGCAGCAGAGGGUGUCCCUGGUGGGGGGAAGGGUGAGGAGGCGGGCCAGUCCAGGCCGCUGUUGUCCAAGCCGGGCUACACCGUCUCCCAGCUGGCCUUCAUCUACUUGCUGGUGGUGUGGGUGAACGGGCUGACCAAUGGGGUGCUGCCGUCAGUGCAGACGUACUCCUGCAUGUCUUACGGGACCGUGGCGUAUCACCUCUCUGCGGCCCUGUCCUCCAUGGCCAACCCCAUGGCCUGCCUCAUCGCCAUGUUUCUUCCCAAAAGGUCCUUGGUGUUCUUGGGCGUGCUCUCACUGGUGGGGACCGGUUUUGGGGCCUAUAACAUGGGCAUGGCAGCGCUGAGCCCCUGCCCUGUGCUCCAGGGCACUGCUGCUGGUAAUGCCAUCAUUGUGCUGUCCUGGGUCUUCUUUACCGGGGCGCUGUCCUACGUGAAGGUGAUGGUGGGGGUGAUUCUGCGGGACCAGAGCCACAGCGCACUGGUUUGGUGCGGUGCCGCGGUCCAGGUGGGGUCGAUGGUCGGAGCCCUGACCAUGUUCCCCCUGGUCAACGUGUAUCACCUGUUCCAGUCAGGGGACGUCUGCAACACCAAAUGCCCUUUGUGAUGGUCAGUACAUUCCACAGACUUUACAUGCCAGGGGCUGGCAUACAGGGAGUGCGGCCAGAACGCUGGACUGGGUGGUGGUGGUCAUGGGUUUCAAUCCAUUGAACCUCAAACAAGGCACUUCACAUUUGAGGCUCCCAUCAAAAAGAUUGUGAGCACCAAAAACAAUGUCAUGUACUUUAUGCUCGCUGUGUGAUGUUAUUGUCUAUGUUGUAAAGUGUAUUUACAUUUUUAUAUGUAUAAAUUAUGCACUUGUCUUUUCUUAAACAGUUAUGGAAUCAUGAUGGAAGAUCUGUGUACUAAAAACAAAAAAGAAAAGUAAAAAUAUUGGAUGUGGCAGGUAUAUGAAAAACAGAGUUGAUUCAUUUGUCUACAGCACAAUUUAUCAAAUUAAGAGAUUAGUUUGUGUUCAUGUACCAAUGCAGGGUUUUAUUUUUGCGUCUGAUAGUAUUUAUCGGAAUAAAUAUUGUCCAGCUGAUUUAAUUUAAUCUAUCAUCCUAAAAA